AUACUUUGAAUAGUGAGGACAUUUUAACAAAAUACCCACAUGAUUUGCAUGAACAGCAAAGUCUGAGAAGCUGUAUAGUACAGCUGAAGCUGUAGGCAUUAAGGAACUUUUAGGAAUAUCCUGAGAGCUAUGGCAUGAUAAGCUGUGGGCUAGUUUCUGGGAAUAAGUCAUUUUCUCAGGGUACAGAUGAUGCCAUUAUGUGCAUACAAACAUCGGUAGUUCCCCAGGGUAGCAGACAAAGGAUUAUAAUAUGUGGGAAAUAUUCAAGAUCAGCUAUAUUUGUUACUUAAUCCUCACAUUAACUCUGAGGCAGGGACUAUUAUAAUUGCCAACUUCUAGAUGAGGCUAAUGGUUAUGGUCUCAGAUUCUACAGCUAGGUUUAAAUAAACUUGUUGUGUUCAAAGUUCACAGGUUUAAGCUGUCCUGAAUCCCCUGGUUCAGCACUCUGACAACGAUGAGAGAAGCAGAGGGGUCUCCAUCGUGCAGGAUGGCCAAUGACCUUGUGCUAGCAUUCAUGCUGGGCAUUUCUGGGUCAUCUCUCCCCUGCACUUGAAGCUGAAGAGCUAAGCCUCCCUGCUCCUGCUGUCACAGGCCCAAUCCCCUUUCCCCUUCCCUUCCGGUUCUGCUAGACUUGGCUGACACCUGAGCAUCAGAGGCUGGAAGGAAAAUGCAGGCUACUGAAAACCAAAGAAAGGGACUGCGGGUCUCCUGGCGGCAGCGGCGGCGGCGGCUCCAGAGCGGGUGGGACUGCGGCGGCCAGAGGCAUGGCAGGGCAGGCGUUUAGGAAGUUUCUUCCCCUCUUUGACUGGGUUUUAGUCGAAAGGAGUGCAGCUGAAACUGUAACCAAAGGAGGUAUCAUGCUACCAGAAAAAUCUCAAGGGAAAGUGUCGCAAGCAACAGUAGUGGCUGUUGGAUCGGGUUCCAAAGGAAAGGGUGGAGAGAUUCAACCAGUUAGUGUGAAAGUUGGAGAUAAAGUUCUUCUCCCAGAAUAUGGAGGCACCAAAGUAGUCCUAGAUGACAAGGACUAUUUCUUAUUUAGAGAUGGUGACAUUCUCGGAAAGUAUGUGGACUGAAAUCAUUCUUAAAACGGGAUGAAGCGAAACUGCCCAUUCCAGUGAAGUAGUGAAAUCUUGCAUCAUUGUAAAUAAUUUUCAUGUCUC
Messenger RNA from Canis lupus familiaris (dog), 1160 nucleotides. Its product is annotated as 10 kDa heat shock protein, mitochondrial-like. Gene Ontology annotation, molecular function: ATP binding; protein folding chaperone; metal ion binding. The transcript has a single exon. The record is from RefSeq and is a predicted model, not a curated record. Lineage: Eukaryota; Metazoa; Chordata; Mammalia; Carnivora; Canidae. Gene Ontology annotation, cellular component: mitochondrial matrix. Bases 765 to 1073 code for a protein of 102 amino acids.